This is a messenger RNA of Rana temporaria (common frog), 2023 nucleotides long. RefSeq names its product chromosome 5 C10orf67 homolog (gene C5H10orf67). The record is from RefSeq and is a predicted model, not a curated record. The transcript is spliced from 19 exons. Lineage: Eukaryota; Metazoa; Chordata; Amphibia; Anura; Ranidae. Bases 48 to 1664 code for a protein of 538 amino acids.
AUGGAGAUAGAACGCUGAGAACUUUGUGCGGGGAAAGGUGGGUCAGCAUGAAGCGGCGGGUGACAACGGGGAGGACCGGCGGCUUUGAUGAAGAUUCUGUGGCCGCCUAUGUGCGGGAGAUUCAGCUCAGUCACACAAUCUCCGCACAGCUCAGAGUGGGGAACUUUGAGUGCGAUCAGGCCACACAGACAGACGUCACAGAGGUUUGGGAAAUAAAGGAGCUGAGGAAUGUGAUACAAACACUGACACAGUCUCUUGAAAUACUAAAGAAAGAAGUCGUGUUCCAGAAGACUCUUUUGCAAGGGGAAUAUGAACAGAAGAUUGAAGCUCAGGCCUUGGAACUUUCUAAUCGUAUGACUGAGACCAUAAGGGAUAUUGAAGCAGUUCAUAAAAAGAAACUGUUCACCCUUAGAAAAAGUUUCCAGCAACAGCUGGCGGACGCUCUUGCUGUAAUGAGAUCAAGCUAUGAGAAUUAUUAUAAAGGAAUCUCAGGGAGUCAGAAAGGCCAUGAAACGCAUGAAGCAGAUUCUGAAAAAAUCCAAAGUUUGCGAAGAAAGCUUGAUGAGAAAGAUCUACUUAUUCAGUCGCUGGAAGCCCAGAUAUUACAGCUGGUGGAAAAUGAAGAGCCUAAACAGAUCGUUUACCAAUCAGAAGAUGACCCAGAGAAAGAGCGUCUGCUGGAAGAAAAUAAGGAGAUGAGAAGAGAGAUGGACGCUCUGCAGGACAAGGUCCUCCAGCUGGAACUGGUCCUGAAGGAGAAAGAGAAACGCAUCGGCUCAUUAGAUCAGGAUGUGGGCGCCAUGAAAGUGAGAAUGGAAGAGGACCAAAGGACCAUUGAAAAGCUAUCUAGUGCUCAGGAGCAGCUAAAAAUUGAACUGGAGAGUGAAAAAUCUGCUGCCGCCACUCUGCUGCAUCAGCAAAAGGAAGAAAUGGAAAAUGCUCUAAAAUCAAAGCUGAAAGAAAAAGAAAAAGAGUGCCACCAACAGAAACAGGAGCUACAGGGUAUAAAAGAGAAGAGAGUGAAACAAAAAGAAAAGCUGCAUGAUGAGCUCCAGAGACAUAAAGAACAGCUGAUGUUGGAAGCAGAGCGGGCAAAUAAAUUGAAAGAGGAAGCUGAGCAGCUGAAGAGGAUAAAUGAGAAAGCCAGGACAACCAAACUGGAUGUAGAGAAUAUGAAUGCAGAUAAGGACAAGCUUCAAGCCCAGAUUAAAAUACUUUUAUCUGUAAGAGAAGAAGAUCUGAAGACUAUAGACAGAUUACAGAGGGAGCUUGACAGACUCAACAAAACUUGGGAAAAGAAGUUUCAAAUUCUCAAACAAAGCUUUCAUGCCAUUAAAGAUGAGAUGUUUCUGAGGCAAACUCUCCAUCGCCAGGCAAUAAAUCUGCAUAAAGUGUCUGUCAGUUAUAUGACAGAUGGUACAUUGGGACCCCUUCCUCCUGAUCUACCUGUACGGAAUAGCUUCUAUCCCCUUAGCUUACCUCUGCCCCAAAUAGGAGCUAAGUCACCUUCUGCUAUGCAUAUGAAUUCUGAUAACCAACUAGAUGCUUCGGAGCAAGAAAUAUAUGUGGAGAAUGAAUUGCAGGUGGUGUCAGACACUGAUGAGGACAUCGAAGGAGUUCCGCCUCUGCCGCCUCCACCUUCUAACAUGAUUAGGGGAAAUUAGGUCAGAAAAACUGAAGUUAUAUCAACGAAAGUAUUUUUUUUUUGCUUUGAAUUUUUUUUUUUAAGUGUAAUGUUUUGUUUGAGUAUUGUUUAUUAAACUUGGAUGAACUGUGUAUAUCAAGCAACUAUUUUCUAUAAUUUGUCUAUAGAUAAUGGGUUUCUUUUUGAACCAUGUUGGCAUUUGUUAUUACAGUAUAUAUUUGAUGUAAUAAAGACACAAGACCAAUCUAGUUCAACCAAUUGACAAAUUUAUGAAUAUAUAAUUAAAUUGAAAACUCCCAAUUUCCAGAACCAAAAGCCUUCAUAGGCCUAUUGUAUUAGUGUGUGAACCCCAAAGCAAAGCUCAAAUACAUGUGUGUA